GACGCCGACAGAGCGAGUCGCGCCACUGUAUAUACAGUCGUCCAGGUGUAGAGAUCUGUGAGCCGGAGAAACGUGAUAACGUAACGCUUAUAAAUAAUGGCGAAUACAGAGUCGCUCGCAGAAGUGACGGAUGUUGUACAGAUUCUACGACAAUGGGAGGAGGAACACAGCUUGCCGGCUUACGAUCCCAUCCCUGUCCUUCAGAGAUUAGCGGAUAUAAUAGAGCUUGAGACGGAAAAUUACAUGAAGAUGGAUCCGGAUCCGUUCGACGAGAGACAUCCGUCGCGCACCGAUCCGGAGUGUAACUUUGGACACAUAUUGAAGGUUUUAUUUAGAAAGGAUAAUUUUAUGACAAAGUUAAUAAAUGAUUAUUUGAGAGACACAUACUGGUCCCGAGCGGGAAUAACCGGGAGAGACGUCAGAAAACUGAACGUUGCUGCCUGUCGACUGAUGCUGGACAUACUUCCGGGAUUAGAAACGUCAGCAGUGUUUCAGCCAGACAUGGAAGGUCUUAUACACAGAUUGUUCUCGUGGGCAGAGAAGAGCAUGGAGCCGUUGCAGAGCUACUCGACCGGCCUUCUAGCCGCCGCGAUGGAAGUGCAGGAUAUAGCUACAGGAUUUAGAGAUCAAAAUGCCAAAAUGGUGCCACUGAUGCUGCAACGGUUAUACAAGCUGCAGCAGAAAGCGCACGAAGACCGCCAGCAGAAGGCGCACGAGGAUUAUCAGAAGAACGUUCGGCCGUUCGCUCACAUCGGGCAGGACAGGAAUAGCGUUGCCGAUUGCAACGACAGCCCUGAUAAGCGCAAGAUACGGCCCAAGUGGCAGAAAAACGGGAUAACGAGAAAUCAGGAUUCGCCGUCUUCCGACGAGAACGACUCGGUGCACGACGACACGCCGGCCGUCAAGAAGAAGAAGAGCAACUCCGGUUGCGAGACGCCCGUGAAGAACAGCGAGCUGUAUCCCGAGAUCAUGUCCCCGCCUCUGUCCAUCCCGAAAGGCAAUCCCGUGGGUCUGUCGGUGACGCCGUCCAAGCAGAGCGGCUUGCAGUCCGCGAGAAUCCUGAAUGUCCCGGCGUCCGCAAGGUGCAAUUUGCAAAAGUCGUCCGGCCUGUCUCAGGGCUCUAACGCGCAUUUGCUGGACGGAAAUUCAAAUUCUUCCUGGGCCGAGAUGGAGUCUUACGUCAUUGGUAGCGUGCAAAUGCAUCCCCCUACUCUCGCGACUCGGCAGAUGCUGAUCCUGCGAUAUCUGACACCGAUGGGAGAGUACCAGGAGUUCCUCGGCCACGUGUUCGAACACAACGCCCUGGACCUGAUACUGAAGUACAUAAACGUGCGCGAGACCAAGGACAGCAGACUCGCUUUCGAGGCGCUCAAGUAUCUCGCGUCCCUGUUGUGUCACAAAAAGUUCUCGAUCGAAUUUCUAAAUGUCGGCGGUUUGCAAAGGCUGUUGGAUGUGCCGAGGCCGAGUGUCGCGGCGACAGGUGUAUCCAUAUGUCUGUACUACCUCGCGUACUGCGAGGACGCCAUGGAACGAGUGUGCCUGCUGCCGAAGCACAUAAUAUCCGAUCUCGUGACUUACGCACUGUGGCUGUUGGAACGCAGCCACGACUCCGGACGUUGUCACGCGACCAUGUUCUUUGGCUUUUCUUUCCCAUUCAAAGUUAUACUGGAGGAGUUCGACGCGCAGGAUGGUCUGAGGAAAUUGUUCAACGUGAUAUCGACUUUACCAAUUCUAAAUAUCGAAGAAGAGCCAACGAUAAACGACGAUGAAGAGUGCGCGUCGAGGCAGAUUGUACGACACGUGGCUGUUGCUUUGAAGAGAUACAUGGAAGCGCAUUUGCAUUUAAAAGCGGAGCAAUUGCAGCGUGCGGAGAACGUUAGAGCUGAACGCGAUACAUGGCAGCCUUCAUUACCACCCUACAAGGCAUGCAAGUUUAGCAGCGAAGAAGUUCAAGCGAAAGUGGAGGUUCUGCAAGAAUUUAUGUCAGUUAGAGCGGUAUGGCCACCAGUGGAAGAACUUCAUCGUUUAGGUGGUAUCACGUUGCUUUUGCAAAUCAUAGCUUUUGCUCGCGAAUGGAACUAUAGUGGACGGGUACACACUACUUCUAGUGCAGAAACGGUCAGAUCCUGUUUGGAUGUUAUCGCAAUUUGUUCCGUUGUACCAAAAGUUAUGUUGCUGCUGUGCGAAAGAGUCGACAUGCCAGACAUGUCGAUGACGAUGGCGAUUAAUCUUUUACUAGCCGCGGCUGAGUGUGAAAUUAUUGCAGAUGCCGAUGUACAAAGAGCAGCACUAAGGGCUGUAAUUAAUUGUGUAUGUGCCCCCAUAAAUAGAGUCGGAGGAAAUGUAGCUAGAUAUUCUAUAACUGGAUCUGCCAAGAAGAAAGCGAAUAUUCACAAUAGCGAAGAAUUGAUACAGAAAGUAUGGGAAAGUGUUAGGUCAAAUAACGGCAUAAUGGUACUACUACAGUUAAUGAUGGUGAAGACACCUAUUACUGAUGCCGAUAGCAUACGAGCGUUGGCGUGUCGUGCGCUAGCUGGACUAGCACGUAGUGAGAAAGUUAGGCAGAUUAUUAGUAAGUUACCAAUGUUCACGAAUGGGCAAAUUCAGUCGCUUAUGAAGGAUCCUAUCUUACAAGAGAAGCGUCAAGAACAUGUUACUUUCCAAAAAUAUGCCCUCGAAUUAAUGGAAAGGGUGUCCGGUAAAGCGAAGCCAACGGGUGCAGAAUAUGAAAUUUCCUUAGUCAGUUUACACAGGGCAAAUGUUGUAGCACAAACGAGAAUACAAUAUAAUGAACAACAGCUUAAUCAAUUGAUAUAUCAGCACCUUGUGUCAAAGGGUUUAAAUGAGACGGCUAGUUUAUUACAGAGAGAAGCAAACUUGGAAUCAUCUGCGAUUAUGAGAGCUGCAAUAACAUAUCAACCUUUUACAUACCGAAAUCCUGCGAGUGUAACUCCAAGGAAUAGUUUUUCUCCAGGUGCUCCUGCUAACUUGUAUAAUACAAGUAGAUGUACACAAAGAGAAACUACUUGUAGAAACAAUACCACUCCUACAUCGUCAUCUCGAUUUAUAUCCCAUACCGGUACAUGCACUGGUUCACCGGCUGUGAAUAAUAACAUCCGAUUAAAACUUGCUGAUUGCCUGAAUCAAAAUGUUAUUUCGAACAAUGCAAACCAGCCAAUUAAAUUACAAAUUAGUCAGAAGAAAUUGAUAUCAUCCGAAAGGCAGCCUCUAGUCAUUCCAACUAAUUAUCAAUCUACGAUACAGCCCCAAUCGACUAGCUGUAGAUCUUUACAGAAACAGAUUUUCAGAGAUCCCGGAAGUGGCGGAGGACCUGGUAUAGCCUCCUCUAACGUAUCGGUUACUCUUGAUUCUAUUAUCACAGAAUAUUUAACGAAUCAACAUGCUCUCUGUAAAAAUCCUAUGGUAACGUGCCCACAAUUCAAUCUUUUUGAACCACACAAAUGUCCAGACCCGUGUACAAAAAAUUCUUCACCUACAAAUGUAACGACGAGAUUAACAAAACGAGCAUUGGGAAUAGACGGUAGAAGAUUAGAUAGAAGACAUAUUUAUAGUCGUUUUUGUCCUAUAAAAACUUUUCGGCCUACAGAAACGGGAGGAAUAUUUACCUGUUGCGCUUUCUCGCCUUGCACACAAUAUCUCAUUUUGGGCACCCAUGCCGGAGACAUCAAAAUGUUCAAUGUCCACUCAGGAAUGGAAGAGGCAACUUACCAAUGCCACGAAACGUAUGUGUAUCACAUGGAAUGUAACCAGCGUGGUAAUCUCUUGUUGACCUCCACUGCUUGGAGAAGUCCUAUGUCGGCGCUCUGGGACAUCGGAGCAUUCUUCGAAAUGAAGCUACCCUUCGAGAACGAAGAUUAUGUUGAAUUUGGCAAGUUGCAAGAUAGAAUAAUUGGUACCCAAGGAGAGAUCGCGACGAUAUAUGAUAUAGGAACUGGAAAAUUAUUAACAACCUUGACACCAUCCAUCUCGAAUCAAUAUACGAAGAAUCGGGCAACUUUUAGUAUGAACGACGAAUUAGUACUUAGCGACGGCAUAUUAUGGGAUGUUAAUUCGGGCAAAGAAAUUCAUAAAUUCGACAAAUUAAAUCAAACGUUAAACGGAGUUUUCCAUCCGAACGGGACAGAAGUUGUAUCUAAUACUGAAGUAUGGGAUUUGAGAACGUUUCACCUACUUAAGACAGUUCCCACUCUCGACGACAUGGAAGUGAUUUUCUCACCAAUCAACAAUAUUAUAUAUGCAGUCGCAUUAGAUCAAGACAAUGAAACCGAUUCUCAUUAUUCGACUUCCUUCAAAACACUAGAUGCUUUAGAUUACAGUAACAUUGCAACUUGUGAUGUGAAAAGAGGAAUUUAUAGUCUCGCCUGUAACAAAUAUGACACUCAGAUUGCAAUAGUAGAAAAUCUGGGUGAAUUCUCUAGCAUACAGGAAUCCUGUGCUAGGUUGUACGACGUUGGAAGAAGAAGAGACGACGAGGAUGAAGCUGAUGAGGAUGACGAGGAAGAUGAUCUUGAUGCUACCGAUGAUGAUGGCGAUGAUGAUGGAUCUGAUGAUAAUAAUGCAGAUGAUGGUGAUAAUGCUGGCGCAGACAACGGCGAUGACAACGAUCAGAACAGAGGAAACAAUGAUGGCGAUGAUGAUGGUGGAAGCGGCGAUGAUUCUGGUGACGAUUCUGGUGCAGAUUACGACCCCAAUGUCGAUAUUCACGAUUUGUCUGAUGAUUUCUCUUUGUCGGAUAUGGAUGAUCUGGAAAUAAUGUUUUCAUGAACGUCAUUCAGAAAUAUAAUUUUGUGCAUAUACAUAUAUAUAUAUAUACAUAUAUAAUAAGUAUUGAAAAAGGAAUUUUAUCGUGGUUAUUAAUUGAAUAUUCUAAAUGUAUAUUUACAGCUAAUUUCAACUAUUUUGAUGUAAUUUAGACGCCCUAUUGAUUUUAUGUGGAAGUACUUUCUGUACUUUUUCAAAUUAUAAAAAAAUGAUUGUAAAUUACCAUUAUGAAUUUUCUGUUUGAUUAUUGAAUAAAAAAACCAUGUUGUAUGUUCUUUUCAAUAAUACGUCAUAUAUUAGUUUGCGACAUAUAAAUUAAGGCUGUAUAUAUGCGUGACAACCAAUGUAAUUUCGUGACUUGAAAUGAGAGCGAUUUUUUAAAAAUAAGAA
Molecule: messenger RNA, 5172 nt
Organism: Vollenhovia emeryi
Lineage: Eukaryota; Metazoa; Arthropoda; Insecta; Hymenoptera; Formicidae
Gene: mahj
Product: protein mahjong
Exons: 16
Coding region: 97-4785 (1562 amino acids)
Biological process (GO): protein ubiquitination
Cellular component (GO): nucleus; Cul4-RING E3 ubiquitin ligase complex
Molecular function (GO): protein binding
Source: RefSeq, a predicted model, not a curated record